Mollisia scopiformis is the source of this 1314-nucleotide messenger RNA. RefSeq names its product transcription factor Tfb4. Gene Ontology annotation, biological process: regulation of DNA-templated transcription; nucleotide-excision repair. NCBI's taxonomy places the organism in Eukaryota, Fungi, Ascomycota, Leotiomycetes, Helotiales, Mollisiaceae. The transcript has 3 exons. The record is from RefSeq and is a predicted model, not a curated record. Bases 167 to 1228 code for a protein of 353 amino acids. Gene Ontology annotation, cellular component: transcription factor TFIIH holo complex; transcription factor TFIIH core complex.
CGAAGCCAUCCAUCCAUGAUAGGUUUGACAUUCCUUGUCGACUUUGGAUUUCUACCUUCAGUUUCAAUUUACAAUCUAAAGUUGUUUUCAAAUAGUCAAGAUCUUGGGAUACGCUCGUCACUGUCUUCACAGCUCCUCCGGCUGACAUGCCUCGAAUACCUCCACGAUGAACGCGGUAGAUGGCUCAGAUCAUUAUGAAGUUGCGACAGGAGGCGCUUCUCCAUCACUUCUGGUCCUCAUUCUGGACACCAAUCCCCAUGCCUGGGCACUUCUCUCUCCGACAUUACCCCUCUCGAAAGCCAUAGCUAACAUUCUCGUCUUCAUAAAUGCGCAUCUUGCGGUGAACAAUGCAAACCAAGUUGCUAUCGUGGCCAGCCAUAGCCACCGCGCCGCUUGGCUUUACCCACGAUCUCCAUCAAGGGCCGAGGAUGUCGAGAUGAGCGAUGGCAGUAGACCAAGCCUCGAUAAUGCGAACAAAUACCGCCCGUUUGCACUAAUAGAAGAGGCACUUCUUUCCUCGCUGCGCGAGCUCAUAUCUACGACCACCGAAACAGAUGUCGCGACUACAACCACGACGCAAAUGGCCGGUGCUCUAACGCUGGCACUGUCCUACAUAAACAAAGCUACCAUGUCCUACUCUGGCAUAACUACAGAAUCAAAACCUGCUCCGACGAGCCUCGAGACGACUGAUACACCAACAGGCCUACAGAGUCGAAUACUGGUCAUUUCAGUCUCGGGCGAUUUGGCACAUCAAUAUAUACCUAUCAUGAAUACUACGUUUGCAGCACAGCGAUUACGGAUACCGAUAGACAUUCUGAAGUUAGCCGGAGACACAGUGUUUUUACAGCAAGCAUCCGACGCUACGAAGGGUAUUUAUAUGCAGCUGCGAAACCCUCAAGGUUUUCUACAAUAUCUCAUGAUGGCUUUCCUUCCCGACCAAGCGGCCCGGAAACACCUAGUAGCUCCAACCCAAGAGGUAGUUGAUUUCAGAGCAGCAUGCUUCUGUCAUAGAAAGGUUGUAGAUGUGGGAUUUGUUUGCAGCAUUUGCUUGAGCAUCUUCUGCUCUCCACCAGAAGGAGCUAUAUGCCUUACCUGCUCAACACACCUAACCCUUGGUGAUUAUGGUGCAAAACCCGCUGUCGUUCCGAAGAAGAAGAAGAAAAAGAAGAAAUUAAAUGGUGGGGUGGAUACAGGCAGUGCAAGGGGUACUCCAGCUCCGGGAGAAUGAAGUUGCUUUUCAAGUUUGUACUCUAGUCUCGUUGCCAUAGAAGCAGGGCAGAUGGGCAGCCUUGAAUUACAUGGACGUCUUCGAAC